Pteronotus mesoamericanus is the source of this 1108-nucleotide messenger RNA. RefSeq names its product atypical chemokine receptor 4 (gene ACKR4). The record is from RefSeq and is a predicted model, not a curated record. Gene Ontology annotation, molecular function: scavenger receptor activity; C-C chemokine receptor activity; C-C chemokine binding. NCBI's taxonomy places the organism in Eukaryota, Metazoa, Chordata, Mammalia, Chiroptera, Mormoopidae. The transcript has 2 exons. Bases 59 to 1108 code for a protein of 349 amino acids. Gene Ontology annotation, biological process: cell chemotaxis; immune response; calcium-mediated signaling. Gene Ontology annotation, cellular component: membrane; external side of plasma membrane.
UUUCAGUCACGCCGCACUCAAGGCUGCUCCUCUCUGCCCACUGAAACAGAUUGCAGCCAUGGCUUUGGAAGACAACCAAUCAACAGAUUACUAUUAUGAGGAAAAUGAAAUAAACAGCACUCAUGACUAUAGUCAGUAUGAAGUGAUCUGUGUAAAAGAAGAGGUCAGAAAAUUUGCGAAAGUUUUCCUGCCUGCUUUCUUCACAAUUGCUUUUAUCAUUGGACUUGCAGGAAACUCCAUAGUAGUGGCGAUUUACGCCUAUUACAAGAAGCAGAGAACCAAAACAGACGUGUACAUCCUGAAUUUGGCGGUGGCGGAUUUACUCCUCCUAUUCACUCUGCCCUUUUGGGCAGUUAAUGCAGUUCAUGGGUGGGUUUUAGGGAAAACCAUGUGCAAGGUCACUUCAGCCUUGUACACAGUCAACUUUGUCUCCGGAAUGCAGUUUUUGGCUUGUAUCAGCAUAGACAGAUACUGGGCAGUAACAAAAGCCCCGAGCCAUUCUGGAGUGGGAAAACCAUGCUGGCUUAUCUGUUUCUGUGUCUGGAUGGUUGCCAUAUUGCUGAGUAUACCUCAGCUGGUUUUCUAUACAGUGAGUCACAAGGCUAGGUGCAUUCCCAUCUUUCCAUACCACCUGCAAACAUCACUGAAAGCAGCAAUUCAAAUGCUGGAAAUCUGCAUCGGAUUUGUUAUACCCUUUCUCAUUAUGGGUGUGUGCUACUUUAUCACGGCAAGGACACUCAUCAAGAUGCCAAACAUUAAAAAAUCUGGACCCCUCAAAGUUCUGUUCACAGUGGUUAUAGUUUUCAUUGUCACUCAGCUGCCUUAUAACAUUGUCAAGUUCUGCCUAGCCAUAGACAUCAUCUACUCCCUGAUCACCGACUGCGACCUGAGCAAGCGCAUGGAUGUUGCCAUCCAAAUCACAGAGAGCAUGGCGCUCUUUCACAGCUGCCUCAACCCGAUCCUGUAUGUUUUUAUGGGAUCCUCCUUUAAAAACUACAUUAUGAAAAUUGCCAAGAAAUAUGGGUCUUGGAGAAGACAAAGACAAAAUGUGGAGAUUCCUUUGGAUUCUGAGGUCCCUACAGAGCCAACCAGCACAUUCAGCAUUUAG